Molecule: messenger RNA, 1154 nt
Organism: Pneumocystis carinii B80
Lineage: Eukaryota; Fungi; Ascomycota; Pneumocystomycetes; Pneumocystales; Pneumocystaceae
Exons: 2
Coding region: 47-1108 (353 amino acids)
Biological process (GO): tRNA methylation
Cellular component (GO): tRNA (m1A) methyltransferase complex; nucleus
Source: RefSeq, a predicted model, not a curated record
UUUACUAUAUUAUAUUAAGUUCUUAGAUUAGAAAAACAUAAUAAUCAUGUUUUGGGAGAAAAAAACACUAGUAGAAGAAGGAGAUGUAGUAAUUAUAUGGCUGACAAGAGAACAAGUCCAUUCUAUUGUCAUUGAGAGAGGAAAAGUCUUUAAUAAUAAGUUUGGAACUUAUGCACAUUCAGAUAUUAUUGGAUUACCUUAUGGAUCUCAGGUUCCAAGCUCCAAUGGUGCAGGAUAUUUACAUAUUCUAAGGCCUACGCCUGAAUUAUGGACUAGAGCAUUGCUUCGUAGAACACAGAUUGUUUAUACACAUGAUAUUAGCUUUAUACAAAGUAAAUUAAGAAUUCAGAGAGGAAUGACAGUUAUAGAGGCAGGAACAGGGAGUGGAAGCAUGACUCAUGCUCUUGCACGAGCUGUUGGGUUAACAGGAAGAGUAUUUUCAUAUGAAUAUCAUGAAAAAAGAUAUAAAGAGGCACUUGAUGAGUUUAAACAAAAUGGAAUUUUAGUACCUAAAGGACCGGUUAUUCUGUGUUAUCAGGACGUUAUUACAGAUGGAUUUUAUGUUAAGGAUUAUGAGGUUAUAGCUCAUGCAGUAUUUAUUGAUUUGCCAGCACCAUGGAAAGUAAUUUGUAAAAUGAUUCCUCAUUUUUCUAAGGAGAGACAAACUAGGAUUUGUUGUCUCAGUCCAUGCAUUGAACAGGUUCAAAAAACACUUAAACACCUUCAGAAAUACGGGUUCUAUGAUAUAGAACUCUCAGAAGUGAAUCAUUGUGAAUGGAUUGCAAGAAAAGUAGAAUAUAAAGAUAUAUUAGAAGCAGCACAGCGUAUUCAUGAGGUACAAGAGAAUAGAAGGAAUGGAAAACAACAUAACAGUGGAGAUGUACGUCCGGCAAAGAGAAUUAAAGAAGGAGAAGAAGGUAGGAAUUGGAAAGAUGUAGGAAGAAUGGAAAAAAAUGUUAAAAAUCAUACAAGUUAUCUUACAUUCGGGACUUGGCUUCCUCUUUCUCAAUAUUAUCAAAUACCAGCACAUAAAAAUGAUAUAUCAUACAUAAAAAAUGAGAUUGAAGAUACUGACUAUGAUACAAAUAAUUUAGAAACUUCAUCUUAAUAAAUUUUCACAAUAAAACGAAAUAAUUAAUUUUUAAACAAAGAAA